Cherax quadricarinatus is the source of this 1999-nucleotide messenger RNA. RefSeq names its product 6-phosphogluconolactonase (gene Pgls). Lineage: Eukaryota; Metazoa; Arthropoda; Malacostraca; Decapoda; Parastacidae. Gene Ontology annotation, molecular function: 6-phosphogluconolactonase activity. Gene Ontology annotation, biological process: pentose-phosphate shunt; carbohydrate metabolic process. The record is from RefSeq and is a predicted model, not a curated record.
AAACUGUCAGUAGCCCUUACAAACCCAACAACAAGACGGAGAAGAAAAAAGUUUCACUUGAACAACAAUGUCACCUCCUGUGUCCAAGAUCGUUCGAAAAGUUGUUGAAAACGAGGAGGAAGUAAUUAGAGAGCUGGGUGCUUUAAUUGAAAAACUUUCCAAUGAAUCUAUUAAUGAGAGAGGAAGAUUCAACAUUGGGUUAUCUGGAGGGUCCAUGAUAAAAUUUGUUUGCAGUGGCCUGCCUUCUAUCAAGACCACCUGGGAAAAAUGGUCACUUUUCUUCUGUGACGAGCGGCAUGUGUCCUUCACAGAUGACGACUCUACGUAUAGACUUUACCGUGAAGGACUGGUUGGCAACACUCCCUUAACAGAGGAACAGUUUGUGAUUAUUAACCCUGACUUAGAUGUGGCAGCUGCAGCUAAAGACUAUGAGGAAAAGUUACGAGGCAGCUUCCCAGAUUCUGAAUGGCCAUCAUUUGACCUUCUGUUGCUUGGCAUGGGACCAGAUGGACAUACUGCAUCACUUUUCCCAGGUCAUGAGCUGCUUGAAGAGAAGAGCAUCUGGAUAGCUGCAAUCAGUGACUCCCCAAAGCCCCCUCCAUGUCGUGUGACUAUGACUUUCCCUGUGAUAAAUAAUGCCAAGUGUUGUGUAUUUGCAAUGGCUGGACAAGGAAAGGCUGAUAUGGUGAAGCGCAUCCUUGGAGAUGGUGAAGCUUUGCCUUCUGGUAUGGUAAAGCCUGUCAGAGGAGAACUUAUCUGGAUAUUAGAUAAAGCAGCAGCAUCAAAGCUUUAACUGUGUACAAAUUAUUUGUAAUGAGCAGAGAGGAGACCAAUAAAAAUCAGUCUUACAAGACAUAUUGUCUCUAGUAUUAUAUAAAUUGUAUCCGAAUUUACCAGUAAAUAAUUUAUGGGAAAGGUCCAUUUGGCUAAUAAAUGAAUAUUGACUUAUCUAAAGAAAAUAAUAAUUGUGAUUGCCAGAUUUUACUAUACAUACUUUAUUAACUGACUUAGAGUAGGAAAAUAUGUACUUGUCUGUGUUUUGGUGACAGUCAUAGUAUUAUAGUAUAGUAUGACAGUAUAGUAUAGUUAAGCUUAAAGCAGAAUGGUUGCAAUUGCAUACAAGGUUAAGCAUAUGGGACCAAGGUUUUGCAUCAAAGAAAUAACGCCUGCCAUUCUGUAUUGGGUUUCACUAUGCUGUAAUGCAGUAGGCACAUCUCAUGACUGGUUAUAAAUAUAUGAUCUGACAAAAUUAAAUGCAGUACAGUAGAUAAUACAAUGUAAUAAAAUCAAGCACUAAACUCAAAAGGGCCAUACAGUGCUGCAAUGUGCAAAGGUGAUGAAGUGAAGGGCAGAAGUGCAUGAAAGCAAGGGUUAGUAGGGGUAGGGGAGGGAGCAAGAAGAAAACCAAAAUCACAUUUAGUGCAAUAAAUUAGUUUCAAGUCAGAGUGAGUGCAUCAAAGGCAGAACUUUCUGCAAGUUCAUUUAGAUAUGGUGUUUCAAGUCCAGUAGAAUGUCAUAAUUUGGGAGAUUGGGAAUCUUUUUGGUGUCUAGUAUUAAGAGUUUCUAGAUUUAAUAAUGCGAGUCUUGGGGUGCUUGGUAAUGUUAAGAGCUUCUAUAUUUAAGUCAUGGUGAUGGUGAAAAUGUUGAGCUCAUAUCUAUUGCAACUCAUUACUAGCAAGCUACAGGCUGAAGCAGUAAUCUAAAUGUUUCAAAUUGAUGUGAAAAUAAGUGAUAGACAACCACUUUUUAACAAAGACAAAAAACCAAUAUGUUAUUUCACGUGGACUCUUCAACUAGAAGAGGUCAUAUCACAUGUCCUCUUCCAGCUGAUAAAAACCAUGUGAUAUAUCACAAUAAAACCAACUCUUUAGCCUUGUUAAAUAGUGACUCACAAUUAUCUUUUACUUCAGUACUUAGAGAUAAAUGUGCCUUAUUGUGUUCUUUCACUAAGCAAUCACUUAUGUAUAACGUCAGAUAUGUGAAAUAAAACGUAUAAAUA